This is a messenger RNA of Tribolium madens (black flour beetle), 1164 nucleotides long. Its product is annotated as protein SEC13 homolog. The record is from RefSeq and is a predicted model, not a curated record. NCBI's taxonomy places the organism in Eukaryota, Metazoa, Arthropoda, Insecta, Coleoptera, Tenebrionidae. The transcript has a single exon. Gene Ontology annotation, biological process: protein import into nucleus; COPII-coated vesicle budding; positive regulation of TOR signaling. Gene Ontology annotation, cellular component: nuclear pore outer ring; COPII vesicle coat. The coding region runs from base 189 to 1109 and encodes 306 amino acids. Gene Ontology annotation, molecular function: protein binding; structural molecule activity.
UACUAGGAAUUAUUAUUUAUUUCAAAGAAAUUAGUGUUAAUUUUCAUUAGAAUUGAUAUUUGGAUUAUAGUGUGGUCAAAUAAUCGGAAGAUGAAUUAAUUUAGACAUGACUAGAGUAUGUUGGUGAUUCUGUGACAAGUGACAGGUGUCAAAUGUCAGUGGCCACGUCUUGUUUCUAAAUUGAAAAAAUGGUCUCAAUUUUGAAUUCUAUUGAUACGGGGCACGAGGACAUGGUCCAUGAUGCCGAAGUGGACUAUUAUGGGCUGCGUCUGGCCACUUGUUCCUCCGACAACAGCGUGAAAGUGUACGACAUUAAAAAUGGGGGCACAGCCCUUCUCGACGACCUCAAAGGGCACUUCGGGCCUGUGUGGCAGAUAGCGUGGAGUCACCCCAAGUUUGGCAACCUCCUAGCAUCGUGUUCAUACGACCGGAAAGUGAUAAUUUGGAAGGAACAAAACGGGAAGUUUACUAAAUACUACGAGUACGCCAACCACGAUUCGAGCGUGAAUUCGGUGCAAUUCGCCCCCCCGGAGUACGGGUUAGUGUUGGCAUGUGGCAGCAGCGACGGCUCCAUCUCUGUGUUGAGCUACAUCGCAGAUACGCAUAAUUGGGACGCGAAGAAAAUACAAAACGCUCACGCGAUUGGGUGCAACGCCGUAAGUUGGGCCCCCGCGAUCACCCCCAUGUCGGACAGGGACUCCGCCAAGCUGGUCAAGAGACUGGUGUCGGGGGGCUGCGAUAACUUGGUCAAGGUGUGGCGGGAGGAGGAGGACCGGUGGGUGGAGGAGAACAAGUUGGAGGUGCACUCGGACUGGGUGCGGGAUGUGGCGUGGGCCCCGUCGGUGGGGCUCCACCAACACACCAUCGCGAGCUGCUCGCAAGACAGGAGGGUUAUUAUUUGGAGCAGCGACGAUGGGGCUAAUUGGAACUCGACUGUGCUCCAAACCUUCGAUGAUGUUGUCUGGAAUGUCAGUUGGUCUCUAAAUGGGAAUAUUUUGGCCGUUUCAGGGGGCGAUAAUAAAAUCACGCUGUGGAAACAAAACUUGCAAGGGAAUUGGCAAUGUGUCAGUGAUGUUGUCAAAGGGCAAGGACAAAUCAAUAACCAAUAACUGUGUUUUUAUAAUUAAAUGUAAUUUAAGUCAAAUUAUUACAUUAUUUCUUGGC